AUGGUCGUCCAGUCUAAAAACAAAAAUAGUUUCAUAAAAAACACGUUGAAGGAGUUGAACAAGCAGGUGAAAGAAGAAAAACGAGCUGAACCACGGUACAAGGUGGUGUUUGUGAUAAAUAUUGAUUUGAGGAUGUCAAAUGGUAAGGUUAUUUCACAAUGUAUGCAUGCGUACGAUGAGUUACUGGAAAAGACGAGAAGUACGCCAUUUCUAGCACAGACGUACGCCUUGUGGAAGGCAGAAGGAGCAGCAAAGAUCACGUUGAAGGGAACCAGAAGCAAAAUGAGUCAAAUUGCAGAGGCUGCUUCUAAAACAGGAAUAAACCACUCUGAGGUGAUUGAUGGUGGUAGAACUGAAGUGAAGAGUGGUUCGAUGACUGUGGUUGCAGUUGGACCAGGCCUGUGUGAGGACAUUGAUAGGGUAACAGGUGGGCUACCAAUUUAUUGA
Messenger RNA from Enterospora canceri, 447 nucleotides. Lineage: Eukaryota; Fungi; Microsporidia; Enterocytozoonidae. The record is from the annotation of a GenBank genome assembly.